UGCAGUCAACGAUGAAAUUGGCGAAUGUGCCGGGAAAAUUGUGGGAGCACAAGAAGAAAUCAGCUUUUGCAGCUGUUUUGGCAUACUAUAUUGCUGGCAAGACUCUACGAUGGAAAAGGGAUUGCGACAUCAGAGCUGUUUAUGCGCAACAGGCGAAACGAUUUGGUGAUAUGCCACUGGCGGAAACGGAGCGUCUACGUCGAGUAACAGUGCUGGUGGAUGCGAAAAGUGGCAGCGCUUUCGAUUGCUUUAGCAAAAAUGCAUUGCCACUGCUACAUCUGGCUGGUUUGAAAGUCGAUUUGAUUCGGGCCACCGAUCGUUCUCAGUUCGAAGCAGUUGCUGGAAACAUUGAUACAACUGAAUGCGAUGCCCUGUACAUUGUUGGCGACGAUAGUGCACUUAGUGCUGCCUUAACAGCAAUUUACAGCAAAAAUGAUGCCGCAGCAGUGCCAAUUGGUGUUUUUCCGGGUGGCUCGGAAAAUAAAUCACUGGCGAAUUUGGUGCCAAAUGUCUUUGUUCUUCAAAAUGAUAUUCGUCCGUACUGUGAAAGUGCAAUGGCGUUGAUUGAGAACACUGUUCGACCUGUAUACCUCUCCAAAGUGAACAUUGAAAGUUUGGAUGCUAACGUUGCUGAGGAAACGAAGAAGCCGCUCUACGGCAUAGCAGGUUUACAUGCUGGUUGGUACGAUAGAGUGGAAAAGAACAAACUUAAACUGUGGUACUGGGGACAACUGAAACGAUGGGUAGCCUAUACGACCGCUACGAUUCGGUCCUUAAAGCAACAUCCAGCAUUGGAGCUUGAUAUGGUUUGUGAGGAGUAUUGUGCUGGUUGCUGUAAGUGCCGAAAGCCAUCUCCAUCAUCAGCGUCUUCGGGUGAAAAGGAUCAGUCGAAUUGGCGCUGGUGGCAUUAUCUCAUUGGUUCGCCCAGUCGUACCAACAUGGUAUUUUUUUCUGAUAAUUUCUAAAA
Molecule: messenger RNA, 967 nt
Organism: Gongylonema pulchrum
Lineage: Eukaryota; Metazoa; Nematoda; Chromadorea; Rhabditida; Gongylonematidae
Source: the annotation of a GenBank genome assembly